Molecule: messenger RNA, 453 nt
Organism: Peniophora sp. CBMAI 1063
Lineage: Eukaryota; Fungi; Basidiomycota; Agaricomycetes; Russulales; Peniophoraceae
Source: the annotation of a GenBank genome assembly
AUGGACGACAAUGCUGCACGGAAGCGUCUGCGUACCGAUAGCGACCUUCCAGAAACCGCUCCUUCUGUUGUCUUGCGAUGUAGCAGUCGUCUUUACUUCCCUGACGGCAACAUCAUAAUCAAAACCGCAAUCCCGGCCGACGCCCCUAAAGACAUUUAUGAAUCAUCUGGGAAAGAGCAGGGCGCCGCCUUUGCACUGCUGUACAGAGUACACACCAGUAUUCUGGCCCGUCAGUGCGGGUUCUUCUCCUCACUUUUCAGCGGGUCACAAGAAGCUUUCGGGGUUGCAACCGAGAAAUACGAUGGCGCACCCAUCAUGGAACUACCGGAUGACGAUUGGCAAGCCGUUGAUGACUUUCUCAAGGCCAUGUAUGUACCGAACUAUCUGUCUCAUACCGGAAGCCCUCCAUCCGAGCGCGAUGGGACUACAUCACGUUUCUUGGUCGUAUAUUGA